Molecule: messenger RNA, 1350 nt
Organism: Meira miltonrushii
Lineage: Eukaryota; Fungi; Basidiomycota; Exobasidiomycetes; Exobasidiales; Brachybasidiaceae
Exons: 3
Coding region: 1-1350 (449 amino acids)
Biological process (GO): nucleophagy; autophagy of mitochondrion; autophagosome assembly
Cellular component (GO): cytoplasmic ubiquitin ligase complex; cytosol
Molecular function (GO): Atg8-family ligase activity
Source: RefSeq, a predicted model, not a curated record
AUGAAUACGAUUCAGACCCAUUUUUGGGCUGUACGUGAUUAUCUAGCUCCCGUUUUACGAGAAUCAAAGUUCAAAGAGCAUGGUCGAAUCACACCAGAGGAAUUCGUUGCCGCUGGUGAUUUCUUGACAUACAAAUUUCCAACAUGGACAUGGUCUUCUGCCUCUUCAAGCGAUGCGAAAUAUACCCGAGAUUUUUUGCCUUCCGAUAAACAAUAUCUAAUCUCUCGUGGAGUGCCUUGUUUACGUAGAGUAAGUCAAAUGGAAAAAGCUGCUUUAGGUUCAAGUUCAAAAACAGGUCAAAGCAACAGUGGUGAAACUGAUGAAAGAUUACUCAAUUUCGGCGAAGGUCAUGAUGGAGACGAGGUAGCAGGAAAGGGAACAGAAGAUGAUUGGCUUGCAACACAUUUGGAUGACGACCCAUCGCAUACGGCAGUCGCAGGAGAUAUUGCAGAUAUACCAGAUUCAGAACCUCCAAUGGCAUCCUUAACUCCAGGAGAAGAAGAUGAAUUGGCAUCUAGGGUGGCAGGAACACAUUUAGCAGGGUCACAAGGCGGAAUAAUUGGGGCUGGGAAAGGUGAUGAUGACGUCAAUACCGGCACUGAGAUCGGUGAUAUACCAGACAUGGACGAUGAAGAUGAUGAAUUGGGCGGUUUGGGCGAAGGUGUAGUGGAAGCGGACGAUCCGGCAACUGCAAAUGUACAUAGAGGGACAACCUCUCAGCAGGGCACAGCAUCUGCUGCGGGAGGUCAAACGGUUAGCAAGCUGAUCUCUGUUCGAACAUAUGAUUGCUUGAUCACAUAUGACAAAUAUUAUCAAACACCAAGGAUGUGGUUGGUAGGAUACAAUGAAUCAGGACAACCUCUCAAGCCGGCAGAAAUUUUUGAAGACGUAAGCAGCGAUUAUGCCCAAAAGACUGUCACUGUUGAACCAUUUCCUCAUGGAAAUUUGAGCACAGCAAGUAUUCACCCAUGCAAACAUGCAAGCGUGAUGAAGAAAGUCAUUGAAAGGAUGAAUGCAAGCGUGAUCGAAGAACAGAAGAAGGCCAGCAAUUCAGCUUCAGGUGAUUCAGCGACAAAGAAGAAAAAAGGAUGGGGAUUAGGCGGAGCGAUGAAGAAGAUUUCGGGUAGCAAAGAAUCAGCUGGAGGUAGCGGUACGCCAGAAAGUGGUGUUCAGACUCCUUCGGCGAGUACGGGUAAUACGGAAUCACCUGCCAACACGGCCGGAGGGGAUGAAGAAGGUCAGACAACCGAGGUGGAAGGACUCCGUGUUGAUCAAUACCUGCUCAUUUUCCUCAAAUUUAUGGCUAGCAUUGUUCCUGCCAUCGAAAUCGACGCAACACAGGCUGUGUAG